This is a messenger RNA of Sesamum indicum (sesame), 993 nucleotides long. The record is from RefSeq and is a predicted model, not a curated record. NCBI's taxonomy places the organism in Eukaryota, Viridiplantae, Streptophyta, Magnoliopsida, Lamiales, Pedaliaceae.
AUGGCAUUAGGUGUAUCGAGAUUGGAGACACUUCUUCGUUGUAGUGUUCUAUAUCCUGUUUUUUCGUACUUGUUGCUUCGUUCUACUCCUUACAUUGUUACUCGUUUACAUAGAGUUCUUCAGAGUUUUUCGCACUCGUCCGAUUCCAACAAUAUGGAGGUUGGAUCUGAUGAAGGUAGCAGUAUGCCGCGCCAUCGUGGUAGGAAUCACGAUAGGCUUUCUAGACGCCGAGCAUGGACAAUAAUGAAGGAAGAAUGCCUUAUUGCAGCACUAAGGAAUUUGGUGGCCGAACCUCACAUCACUUCCAAACUGCACGUCUGGAAAAAACAUUACUCUACACUGACCACCAUGCUUACAAGGUCUGGGUUUGGUUGGGACGACAGCCGGAACAUGGUAACGGUUGAAGAAGAUUCCGUUUGGGAUGAUUACGUGAAGAUGGAUCCAUCCGCAAAGGGGAUGAGGCAUAAAACUUGGCCAUUUUUACCUUCCUGGAGGGAAAUUUUUGGUCGGGAUCGUGCUACUGGAGAACGAAGUGCUAAUCCAUUUAAGGAGGCCAACGACAUCCGAGAUGAGGAGAUUGGUGAAACCCACGAAUGUAAUGUGCGGGAUGAUGGAUGUAUUCUGGAACCAGCUGAAGACAGGGUGGAGGGUGAACCUGUUUCGUCUUUCAAUGCCAGCGUGGAUCCCACACAGAACUCCUCAAGUGCUGCCAAACGCACGGGUGGAUCGUCCUCAAAGAAGCGAAAAUCCACUUAUUUGUAUGAUGGUAUCCCUAAAUUAGUUGAAAUGGUCACUAACUUCUGCGAGUCGGCUAACGCGCGCUUGGGAAAGUUGACGAGGCAAGUUAGAGAGUUGGAAGGCUUUGACGAGAACGAACAGUUGAUGGUAGCAAACCGGCUGGUGAAGGAUCCCAAGGAGAUGGAGCUCUUCCUGGGCUUGACAAGGGAUUCUAGGGUGAAGUUCGUUCAUCUAAUGCUCGCAGGCAAGAUUUAA